AUGUCGUUUUUGCAGAAUGUUCUCGGGCCAGUUAAUAACGGCCAACCAGGAUCAGAAGCAGAAACGAUGUUAAAUAACAUUACUCAAGGAAUUGAUGUCCGAGAAUCGAUUCUUACUUUUAAAGAUUCAGCUGAUGAUUGUUGGGAAAUGGUAAAUGAACCCGCCUUCCGACAAUUCAUUCAAGCGAUCAAGACAUUCAAUUCUGACGACGAAUUGCUCGCAGCUAUACUUUUAAUUUUCAAAUUCUGUGUUUCAGGUGAUGACUACAAGUAUCGAGCUAAUGCCGGCAUUCUAUCAGAACAGGAUGCAUUGGGCACCAUCUUUACGUGCUUUAAUAGAAAUUCUCCUAUGAUUCGAAUUGGAACAUUAAGUUUACUUUUCCGAUUAACUCGUUUGAACGGCGCUGAAGUCCAGAAGGCAAUAUUAAACCAACAGGAAGUCCAGAAUACAUUUUUCUCGCUUCUAGACGAAAAUAACGAGCAAUUUAGAACAAACUAUUUAAGAUUGAUUCCAGAGAUUGUAAAAUCAAACACGGAAUUACAAAACUUAUUCUCAUUCUACUUCACAGACCCUAUUUCUGCCUUGAUUGAUACAAAUCCAAAUGAUUCUUUGGCCGCGUUAACAUCUUUUCUACAAUCUAACACUAAAUCUCAGCAAAUGUUUGUUCAAACAGAUAGUUUGCAAAAGCUUAUCAAGCCAUUACAGAACGAUAAUCCAAAUGCUAUUGAUUUUAUCCAAAUAUUGUUCAGUUCAUCAGUCAGCAACGACUUCAGAGACGAACAAUACAUCUCAGGUAUAUUACAAGUUAUUAUUGAUCACUCAAUGCGUCCAGGUCCUCAACAAGAUCGAAUGAUUUACAUUUUAGGCUUAAUCAUCAAAGGCAACACAACAUCAUGUUCUAAAUUACAAAACUACAUUCCGAACCUUGUUCGAAACUCUAUUUCAAGUGAAGAUUCAAAAAUCAGGUCAUCCACUGUUUUCUGCAUCGAAUGUUUCAUCUACAAAUCGGAAUCAGCCGCAUCUAUCAUUGCUAAAGAGAUCAUUGAAACACAAGGACUUUCAAACAUUUUACACAAUAUUAACGAUAAAUCAUCACAAAUUCUUUCAAUUCUUACAUUGGCACGUUCAUGUUUAUUUGCGAAACGUGAUACAUUAACAAUCUUCUAUGGUAAAGAACUUUAUGGUUCUCCACCUGGUGAUUGUUUUUUAACACACGUCAUUAACAUUAUCCAGAACAUCAAAGACAAGAAUCAUGUUCUCCUUAUUCCAUCUCUUCAGUUUGUCAUUUCUGCUAUCUGGGAAUCUAACAUGGCUACAAAAUUCUUUGUUUCUAAAAUUGUCAUUCCAGGUUCAAACAAGGUUUCUGCACAUGCAUUCCUUAUCUCUACAUGCAAAUCUAGUGAUACAUCAAAGGAACUUCGAUCUAUCAUUGUCAUCACUCUUUUAGAAUGUUUAUUGUUGAAAGUUCCACAAAACGAAUGUUUUAAGGAACUUAUCCGGACUAUCAAAGCACAUUUAUCUAUGGGCGAACUUAAAGAUAUCAUGAAAUGGUAUCUCAAGACAAUUAUCGAUUCGGAAGAAUCUACAUGGAACAAAUUUGUCCAAAAGAUCAUGUUUAUUUUGGAUGAAAACUUCGAUAAUUUGUUGAAUGAUACCGAAAUCCAAGUUAAUGAUUCCGCACUUGUUAGUAUCCAGAAAGCUCGAAUCGACGAACUUGAAAAGAAAUUCGAACAAACACAACAAAUCAUUGAUGAAAACAAAGAAUUAAAAGAUACGUUAAAUUUGUUACAAGAAGAAUUUCAUGCAUACGAGAUGACCAUUCAGAGUUACGAAACAACAUUAAAUGAAAAGAACCAAGAGAACGAUAAACUUCGACAGAAACUUGAAAGCAAAGGAAUUUUCAAUCAAGAAACAGAUAAAAAAGAUGAAAAUGAAAUCAAGUUGAAACAAUUAAAUGAAGAUUAUGAAAAUUACAAAAAAGUUACAAAUGAAAAAAUUCAACAACUUGAGAAUACUAAACGACAAUUGCAAGAACAGAUCAACAACCAACCUAAACCAGAAGGAAACCUUGCAAUGCUUCAGAAAGAGAAUGAAGAAUACCAAAGACAAAUCAAUGAACUUAAAGAUUUGAAAACAGAAUAUUUGAAAUUGAUUGAAGAAAAACGAGAAACCGAUGAAAAAUACAAUAAAGAAAUCGAAGAACUGAAAGAUCGAAUCAACAGAGGUGAAGGUGGCGACGAAGUUGUUGAAGAACUUGCUAAAGAAAAUGAUGAAUUAUCUAAAGAAAACGAAGAAUUGAAAGAAAAACUCAAGGAUAUUAAAAGCUCAGAAGAAAUCGAAGAAUUAACAAACCAAAUUGAAGAAUUAGAGAAAGAACUUAACGAAAAGAAAGAACAACUUGAACAAACGGAGAACGAACUGACUCAACAAAUCGAAGAAAUCGAAGAAGAAAAAUCGGAAGAACUGAAGAAGAAAAAUGAAGAAAUUGAACGACUUCAGAACGAAAUCGAAGAACUGAACAAAGAAAUCAAAUCAUUGACAGAAGAAAUCGAUGAUCUUCAGGAAAAACUAGAAAAUGCUAAGAAAGAAAUCCAAGAAUUACAAGAAUAUGCCGAAAAAUCACAAGAAAAUGAUAAACAAACAAUCGAUGAAUUAAAAGAAAAACUGAGAUUGGCAAAUGAAACAAAAGUCACGGAUUCAGAUACAAAAGUUUUAGUUGAAUCUAAAGAAGCAGCCGAACAAAAAGUUUUAUUAUUAGAAAAAGAAAUUUCGGAUCUUAAAAUUGAAAUCGAAGAUCUUAAAAGUGUUAUUGAUGAAGAAAACGAACAGAAGGUUUCAAAUACAGAAGCAGAAAAUCGUAUUCACGAACUUGAAUCAGAAAUCUCAGAACUUAAGAAAGAAUUAGACCAAAACAACAACCAACAAAACGACGAAAAAAUCGAAAAACUUCAGAAAGAAAUUGAAGAUCUUAAAAGUGUUAUUGAUGAAGAAAACGAACAGAAGGUUUCAAAUACAGAAGCAGAAAAUCGUAUUCACGAACUUGAAUCAGAAAUCUCAGAACUUAAGAAAGAAUUAGACCAAAACAACAACCAACAAAACGACGAAAAAAUCGAAAAACUUCAGAAAGAAAUUGAAGAUCUUAAAAACGAAUUGGAAUCUUCUAAAGCAGAAAACGAAGAACUUCAAAACGAAUUCGAAAAGGAAAUCGACCAAAUUUCACAAGAAAAACAAAAUCUUGAAUCUCAAAUUAAAUAUUUACAAGAGAAAGGGGACAAGAGUGAAAUUAUCGACAAAUUGAAUCAAACAAUCGAAGAACUAAGAGCCAAAGUUGAACACAUGUUCACACAAGAAGAUAUUGAUGAAUACAAAUCAGAAAUCGAAAAUCUCAAGCAAGAAUUAUCAAAUAUUGAAAAAUCAAAACAAAUUUCAGAAGAAAAAAGUCAAGAUUACGAAGAAAUUGUCCAUGAACUUGAGAACAAAUUGGAAGCGAAAGAAACAGAACUUUCAAAACUCAAAUCUGAUUUCGAACAACAAACAAGAGAAAUCGAAACAUUGAAAGAAAACAUCACAAAUCUUGAAAAUGAAAUGGAAAUAGAAAAGAAGAAUCGAAAUUCAGCAGAUAACGAAAAAAUCAGUCAUUUAGAAAAACAAAUUUCAGAUUUACAGAACAAGUUACAAGAUAAAAUCAAGUCACAGAACGAAAUGGUUGAAAAAUUCAAGCGAGAUUUCCAAGAAAUGCAAGCAAAAGAUCAGAAAAUCCGAGAAGAAGAAAGUCAUGCAAGUCAAGCGAAGAUUGAAUCAUUGAAUGCUCUUCUUAAACAGUCUAAAGAAGAAAACGAUGCUCUCAAAAUGAACCAUGAAAUCAAGCUGAACAAGAUUUCUGAAUUUACAAAAGAUUUAGAACAAAAAGUUAAAUCUAAAGAACAAGAAAUCGAACUUUUAACACAACAGAAUUCAGUUUGUUCUAAAGAAAUCAAUGAUUUGCAUAAAAACAACUCUGAACUCAAAAAGCUUUCGGAUGAAUUACAAAGCGAAAACAAUGUUUUGGAAGAAAAACUCAAGCGAUUAAUGAGUGAAUUGAAAUUUUUACAAGAAACAUCAGUCAAAAACACAGACAACCAAAUCACAAACUUGAAUUCCAAGAUCAGUGAACUUUCAGAAGAAAUUAAUAUUCUUAAAGAGAAAGAGAUCAAAUUAACAAAAGAAAUUGAAAAAGUCACCUCAGAAAAGAACAAAAUCAUUCAAGAUAAUGAAGAAGUUGUCAAUCAACUUAUGUCCGAUUUAGAAGAUUUAAGAAGAAAGAACAUUAAUUUGGACGAAUUAGUUGAAAACUUGCGCAAAGAAAUUUCAGAAGAAAAAUCUAAAUAUGAACGAGAUACAACCAAAUUAAAUGAAACAAUAUUACAAUUGAAUAAUACUGUUUUUGAAAUCAAGAAACAGAAUGAACAGUUGAAUUUAACUAUCUCAGAUUUGUCAACAUCAAACAAUUUGAAUAGUGAAAAAGUCACCCAAGAAAUCUUAGAAUUAAAUGAGAAGAUUUCCAAAGCUAAAGAAGAAAAUGAUAAUUUAUCACGUCAUAUCGAAGAACUCAACCAACAACUUGAAUCAGCGAAUGAAGAAAAUUCCAAACUUUCCAAGACUAUCGAAGAAGAAAAAACUAAAAACUUAAAUUCAAGUGAAAAAUCAUUCUCACUUGAAAAAGAAGUUGAAAAGUUACAAGAAGAAAAGGAAAUUUUUGUUGAGAAAUCAGAAGAAGAGAAAAACAAACUGAAAAGUGAAGUUACCACAUUAACAGAAAUUUCAGCAAACUUGAAGCAAGAAAUCGAAAUAUCAAAAGAACAAAAUGAAAAACUUAAAUCAAUGUUAAGUGAAGUUGAAAGUAACAAUGAAGAAUUGAAACAUACUAUUGAAGAAUUGUCAAGUCAAAUCAAUGAUUUACAAACACAAAACGAUAAAGUUGAAAAACAAAUCGAAAACCUGAACAAAACGAUUGAAGAAAAAGAUGAAACUAUCAAUAAGAUGAUUGCAAAUUCUGAUGAUAGCGAAAAACGAGACAAUGAGAUGAAAGAACUUUUCAACAAACAAAACAACAAGAUCAAUGAAUUGUCCAAAUUAAUCGAAUCAAAGACCUCUGAAAAUGAUAAACUUUUAUCAGAAAUCAAAGACUUGAACAAAGAAAACGAAGAACUUGCAGUUCUUGUUGAUGAAAAAGAAGACGAAAAUCACACAUUACAAGUGAGAAUUGACGAAAAAGAUUCCGAAAAUUCACAACUGAAAACAGAUCUUUCUGAUAUCGAAAACAAACUCAAUUCAGGAAAAGAAUUAUUAAAUCAUACAAUUGAUGAAUUGACUAAAUCCAUUGAAUCUAAAUCUAAUGAGAACUCUAAGUUGAUGUCCGCUAUUGAUCAAUUGAACAAAGAUCUCGAAAAUAAGAACAAAAUUACGGAAGAAAUUGCGAAUAAAAAUGAAGAAAACGAAUCAAAACUAUUAGAUUUGAACAAAGUUGUUGAAGAACUUAAGAAACAGUUAGAACAUGUUUUGAUUGAUAAUGAAAGUGAGAAACAAGAAAAAUCUGAUACCGAACAAAAACUUCGCGAAGAAAUCGAAAUUAAAGAGAAAGAAAUUGAUAAAUUGAAGAAACAAAAUGAUCAACAAAUUGAUCACUUCACAACACAAAUUUCACAAAUUAAUGACGAUCAUAACAAUGAAAUUGACCAAAUCAAUGAAGAUUAUCAAACACAAAUUGAUCAAAUUAAACAUGAUCAUGAAAGAGAAAUGAACAAAUUAAAAGAAAAUCAUCAACAUGAAAUCGAAAGUUAUAAACAAAACAUUGAAGAUUUAGAACAUCAAUUCAAAGAAAUUGGUUGUAAAAAUGAUGAAUACUUCAAUAACUUAAUUGAUCAAAUCAACACUAAAAAUAAAGAAGAAAUCGAAAAAUUAAAUGUUCAGUUCACAUCACAAAUUUCAGAAAUCAACGAGAACCAUAAGAAUGAAAUAGAACAGAUUAAUAUUAAGAAUCAAGAAGAAAUUAUGAAGAUCAAUUAUCAAUUCACAUCACAAAUUUCAGAAUUAAAUGAAUUGAAAGAAGAAGAUAAUAAGAAAAUUUAUGAACUUUGUCAAGAUAAUUCAGAAAAGAAGAAAGAAAUUGAUCGAUUGAAUAAAGAAAUCGAAGAAUACCAUAACAUGAAUCAUCAAAGAGAAAACGACAACGAAAAGAAUCUGAUAGAGAAAGACGAAAUAAUACAAAAACUGAACAAAACGAUCAAAGACAAACAACGAGAAAUUGAUUGUUUGAACGACCAAUUAACAGAAAAAGACGAAUCAUCAGAAGAAAACGAUAAAUUGGUUAAAUUUAUUUCAACACUGAAAGAAAGUCUUUCUUCAAAAGAAAAAGAAAUACAGAAUCUGAAGAAACAAAACGAAGAAAUCCUUAAACAAAACAAUGAUCUUAAAUCAUUGAAUGAACAACAAAAUGAUGAUAAACAAAACAAUGAAAAUGAUAUUGAAAUUAUGAAGAAAGAAAUCAUGAAAUUAAGAACAGAAAACAAAGAUUUGAAGAACCAAGUUUCACAACAACACAAAGCUCUUGUUAAACUCGCUAAAUCUCUCGAAAACAAGAACAAAGCAGAAGAGAAACUAAAACAAGAAUUACAAAACAUUUCUAAACAAAACAUCGUCAAGAACGAAGAAGACAAAUUAACAUUGCUUGUCAAAGACAAAGACAAUCAAUUGCAGCGAUGCAGGAAAGAGUUAACUAAUGCAUUGCAAAAGGCUGCUCUCUACAGAGCAGGAUUGCGUUCUUCGCAGAAACAGAUAAUAGAGAUCAAGAAGGAAAUCGAAGAUUUCAAGUCUUCCGUUUCUUCAGAAGACAUUUUACACGAAAGAUGUCUGUUCCUUCGUGCAAGACCAGCUUUGCUUGCUGCACUCACAGAAACAGAGACACAGAAAGGAGAAAUAGAAGCUGUCGAGUUGGAGUUGAAUGAUACGAAGGACUCUCUCGCAAAAGCACUAAAAGACAACAGAGAUUUGUCUUCGCAUAUUGUUGAGAUGAGGAAGACAAUCAAACUAUUGAAGAAGACAGCAAUCACACUGGAAGAAAAGGUCAAAGAAAAAGACAGUGGAAGAGAACAGAUCGAAGAGAAAGUUAAGGAACUCGAGAAGAAGAACUCUUCUGCACUACGUCUUAUUGGAGAGUUGUGGCAGAGAAACCAAACCCUUAUCAAUGCAAUGCCAAAAGACUUGAAGAUCUAA
Molecule: messenger RNA, 7251 nt
Organism: Trichomonas vaginalis G3
Lineage: Eukaryota; Parabasalia; Trichomonadida; Trichomonadidae
Product: A-type inclusion protein-related family
Exons: 1
Coding region: 1-7251 (2416 amino acids)
Source: RefSeq, a predicted model, not a curated record